UAUUGAAAAGAAGAGAAUAAUUUUUAUUUUCAAAAUUGAAAACAACAUACAUUCCAUAUAUUUUUCUAUUUCUGCUAAUUUUUUUGUUUAUUUGAUUACGUGUGGUGCUACAAUUAUCGUUUGAAUUUGUGCACAACUUGGGGUUUUGCGACAAAUACCACCAAACAGUGACAAAACAUAAACAUUGAUAUUUAUUAGGUGCAUUCAGCCUUCUGAACAAAAAAUUCAAUGAAAUAUUUUGAAUAAAAAAUAAAUUAAACUUGAGCGAGUUGAAGUGAAUUGCUUUUGAUUUUGUGUGCUGAUCAAUUUAUUCAAAAAUCAAUCACAAUGCAGACCAAUUUGGAUAUUUCGAAAGCAUUGCAACAAAUUGAGGCCAUCAAAAAAGCUGUCGAUGAUUCGGACAUUCCGAAAUUGCAAGCAAGCACGGCCGAUAGCCUUAAAACCAUUCUCCAUAUAUUACAAGAUCCGAUAUUCCGCAGCAUUAUCCAAAUCGAAGAUUCAGCCACUGAAUUAAAUUCGCAAAUACUACAACAUCCAUCUAUGUUGCCCGAUGAUUUUGAUAUCAGUUUAUCAGGUGAUUUAAUAAUAAAUGUUCCACCGGCCAUGGAUAUGUAUGGCGGUGAUUAUGUUGACGAGCAACGUGUACCAUCUGCACAAUUAUCGCCACGAAGUCCAAACAGCCCAAGCAUUUCAAGUAAAUUAGAUUACAAUCAACAUUCGGAUGUCAGUCGUUUGGACGAUGAACGUCCACAAUCGGCAGCAACCAAUGACACAGCAAACUAUUCAACCGAUAUUAUGGCAUCAGAGUGUGUACAAAUUCAAUCAAUUGAAUUGGUAAAUGAUGGAACUGGUUUGGGUUUUGGAAUAAUUGGUGCACGAACAUCGGGCACAAUAGUUAAAACAAUUAAACCGGGCGGUGUUGCUGAUCGUGACAGUCGUCUUAUUAGCGGUGAUCAUAUUUUACAAAUUGGUGAUGUAAAUUUACAAGGAAUGAAUUCAGAAGAAGUGGCCAACGUACUACGACGAUCUGGUACGCAUGUUCGGCUCGUCGUUGCCCGGCCAAUUGAUCCAGUCAAAAGCAGUAGCCAAGAGGCUGAAUCAUCAGCCAUUGUUCCAGCAAGGCUUCUUUCGGACCGAAGUAAAUUGGAACGUUACUUAAUGGAUGCGGGCUAUGCUGAUAUACUUGGAUAUUCAUCACCACAAUCAACACCAACACCCACCGCAAAUGAUAAAUUUAUAUUCAGUGAGAGUGUCGACGAUGCGAUUGUGAAUCGUUCAAAAAUGUCAUUGCCAAUAAUGGACGAAUUAGAUAUGCCGGAAACGGAACGUUUUGUUGUCGAAUUGAAAAAAGAUGCAAACGGUUUGGGCAUCACAAUAGCCGGAUACGUUUGUGAAAAAGAAGAACUAUCGGGCAUAUUUGUGAAAAGCGUUUCGGCAGGCAGUGCGGCCGAUUUGAGUGGAAAAAUUCAGGUAAAUGAUCGUAUUAUCGAAGUUGAUAAUCAAUCAUUGCAAGGAUUUACAAACCACGAAGCUGUUGAAGUACUUAAAAAAAGUGGAACAGUCGUAUCAUUACGAUUGGAGAGAUAUUUGCGUGGACCAAAAUAUGAACAAUUACAACAAGCAAUAGCGGCAAACGAAUUAAAACCACAAACACCAAGUGGAAGUGGAACAAUAUUUCCACCACCAGCUGGACGUUCGCAGACAUCAUCAACACAAAGCAUUGGAACAACUGAGCUUACCAGACGACCAUCGUUAACAUCGACAUCAUCACAUUCUAAACAAAAUGGCAGCUAUACAUCGGCAUCGACCAUUAAAUUGACCGACACACCAUCAAAAGAAUUAAUUGAUCCAUUGGCAAAUUUAAGUACACGUAAAUUAGCAACAACUCGUGAUUCCAUUGAAACGACCAAAAUUGGCAUCGAAAAUAUUGACAUUGAAACACAUGGUGUGAGUGAAAAAACACCAACCGACACGGAUUCACAAAACUUAGAUGCUGCUGGUUCAGUGACGUCAGAUAAACCAAAGUACUGGGUUGAAUCGGUAUUGGCAAAAGAUGUAGAAAAUACUAUCAUGAACAAAUGGCAAUCAGUAUUAGGUGAAUCGACAAACAUUAUUGUGGCGCAAAUUCGAAAAUUUACCGCAUCAAGUGGAUUAGGCAUUUCAUUGGAGGGAACCGUUGACGUUGAAGGUGGACGUGAAGUUAGACCACAUCACUAUAUUCGAUCUAUAUUACCGGAAGGACCAGUUGGGCAAAACGGAUUACUUCGUUCAGGCGACGAACUUCUUGAGGUGAACGGGCAGCGUUUGCUUGGUAUGAAUCAUCUUGAGGUGGUUGCAAUACUCAAAGAAUUGCCGCAAGAUGUACGCAUGGUGUGUGCUCGUAUUGAUGAAGAAGAAGAACCGCUAACCGAAGAAAACAUUCGAAAGAAGUUGGAUUUCGAAUUGAGUGGAACACCAACUAUUGGAGAGGUGAUGCCAUCAUCUGAUCGUCUUGUAAAAGCAAAAUCCGAUGGCAGUUUGGCAACAAGUGGUGGCGGAACGGAUGAUUCAUUCUCCAAAUUGAAAUCAAGAUCGCUUGAGCCUCUGACUGGAUUGGCAAUGUGGAGUUCUGAUCCACAAAUUAUUGAACUAAUUAAAGGCGAGCGUGGUCUUGGUUUCUCUAUUUUGGACUAUCAGGAUCCAUUGGAUGCGAAUGAUACAUUAAUAGUGAUUCGAUCACUUGUGCCCGGUGGUGUUGCACAGUUGGAUGGCCGACUAAUACCUGGCGAUCGUUUACUCUUUGUAAACGAUAUGAAUUUAGAAAAUUCAUCAUUGGAUCAAGCCGUACAAGCAUUGAAAGGUGCACCAAAAGGUGUUGUUCGUAUCGGUGUUGCAAAACCAUUGCCAAUGGCCGAUACAUCAAUGCUAUCAAAUCAAACAGCCGAAAAUAUCAGUUCGGCAGAUAUGAAGGUCGCUUCGGCAGGACGAUUGAAAUAAUAUUUAGUUAUACCUAAGACUGAUUUUGAGGCAUUCAUUGAACUAUACAAGAAUCUAGAGCGUAUUCUACGUUUCAUCGAAAUUGUUUCGUCAAAAUAAGAUCAUUUUCUUCUCAAUGGUUCGAUAUUUAUUCAAAAAAAAUCCUUCUACUCCUUCAAAGUGCUUACUUGCAAUGGAUCCAUAUUAUUGAUAUCGUUGAACAUUUUUCCGAAUGUUACAGACACACACACAUUUAUUCGCUUAUUUGUGAAAAUUUGAGUGCUUUGGUUUUUUUUGUAUAUGAAUUCUGUACUAAUCUUGAGCCUCAAAAUCAAGUUAAAAGGUUAAAAAAAACACAGUAUCGAUCGAUAACGGUUUUGGAUUUGACACAUAUGGUGAAUUAAGGUCAUAUUUCCUUUACAUUUCAUUUUUUUAAAAUAUGAUAUCGGGGAUUAUUAUAUCAGAGAUACGAGCAAACUUAUUGAAAAUCGACCAAAUUCACAGUUUGAAAUAUAUCGGUUGUCGAAUGGGAUUCUCAUUUUACGAUAUUAGAAAGUAAAUUUUUUUAAAGCACGUUACAUUUAUUAGAUUAUGUAUUCAAUCUUGUUUUUUGUCAGUUUGUUAUUUCGCUGGAAAUUAGGUUGAAAAAAGCAAAGCGAAAAAAAGAGAAAACAAAACAACAUUUAUUAUAUUCCCAUGCAAAAUGUUCAUUUCUGAUAAAUUAACGAUAAAUUGCGAUUUCUGAAAGAAAAAAAUUAUAAAAAAUGAAACACAAAACGUAAACCUCGUAUUACGCAUUCCCGCGAUAAAUUGUUAAAUAUGUAGCUUUAAAUUUAUUUGAAAGUUUCUGUUUCCGUCCCACGCACGACAGUGGUUUUAUGACAUUUUUUAAAGAUCAAACCGUUCAAUAUGCGUUUAAAUUUCGUUUAAACAAACCCCAUAAUUUUUACUUUUUUUGCGUCCAGCAUAAAUUGUUUUUUCCCUGGGUUAUAUAAAGUAUUAUUCUUUUUUAAAUCAAAAUGCACAAUUUCAAAGUCGGUGUAUGCAAUAUAUAGCAUGAAUUUAAAUAGAAAAUUUUUAUAUUGAAAAUUGAUGUAUUAUUUUUCAUAUAUUUUUUGUGUUUUUUGCGAACCCAAUCUCAUUUUAUUUUUACACAUAAUGAACAAAAUUCGAUAAUAAUUCGUUAAACAUAGUAUCACUAUUUUGUUAACGCUGGAAAUAGCUUUUGGAUACUUAAUUAGUAUUAUACGAGUAGUUAAUUUUAACGAUAGAAAAAAAUCACUCACUCCAUUGACUAAACAUUCACAAAUGGAUACAAAUGGGCUACAUACGGCCAUUUAAAUAGCGCUAUACGACUAUUAAAGAUAAAUACUGAAUAAUAUUCUUCAUUUUUCUCGAUUUCGGAAAAAGAUUUUUGUUUCGCUCCGGAUCGGACAAGCACGGAAACUACUCGAUGUUUUGGCCCAUAUGCGACCGCUGCUUAUAUAUUCAGAGGCUGAAAUAUGUCUCUAGCUUCCGUAAAUAUUUAGCGCUAUUCGGGUAACGCGUGGAAUUUCUUGUGGAAUUCUUACGCUCGUAAAAUGCAUCCAUUUAUGAAUGAUUGGCAAUGCACCUUCCUAUGUUUUUUUUAUUUGGAAGUAUUUCUGACAUACAUAUAUAUAUAUAAAAUACAUUCCCAAUUCUAGCUAUGAAAAUUAAACUCUGAUUUUUUUUGCCAAUAUACAUAUAUCGGUUUGCAUGUAUAUAUUUAUGUAUAUGUAUCAAGAUAUGUAUUUAUGCAUUAAAUUCAAUGUGUCAUUAACAAUAAGAAUAAAAAUUUAUGUCAUCAGAGCUGCAAUAAUGAUGAUUCAAAACACA
Molecule: messenger RNA, 4812 nt
Organism: Contarinia nasturtii (swede midge)
Lineage: Eukaryota; Metazoa; Arthropoda; Insecta; Diptera; Cecidomyiidae
Gene: Patj
Product: patj homolog
Exons: 6
Coding region: 328-2976 (882 amino acids)
Molecular function (GO): protein binding
Source: RefSeq, a predicted model, not a curated record